CGGGGACGGAACUCUACGAGGUGACACAUUUCGACACAACACCAUUGGGGUUCUGCGCUCAUGCCUGCUUGUUGAAAUGUUUCCCAUCCGGAGAAAGGCUACAGCAGCGAGCCGGUAGUUCGCUCGAAUCCAUUCAGCAGAUAUUACUAUUCUAACCGAAGUGAAACGAGGUGAAAAUGAGUUCCGCUCCGCAGAAGAGGUCCUACGGGAAGCUGCCUGUGUGGAUAGUGGAGGACCACCACGAAGUGGUACAUCACAUUUAUCGAGCUAUUGCAUCAAGACACCUCCCACUCAGCAACAUCAAGUUAGUUCACCUGGACUCUCAUCCGGACUUACUGAUACCUGUCAACAUGUCAGCGGACAUCGUGUUUGACAAGGAGAAGCUCCUCAGUGAGCUGAGCAUAGAGAACUGGAUAAUGCCCAUGGUGUACGCUGGUCAUGUGUCCUGUGUGGCAUGGCUGCAUCCAUACUGGUCCCAGCAGAUCAGAGAAGGAGAGCACAGGAUGAAUGUCGGCAGAGACUCCUCCACCAACACCAUCAGGGUGACCAGCACAGACAGCUACUUCCUCAGCGAUGGCCUCUAUGUUUCUGACCAGCAUUUACUCAACUCCAAACCGUUCCGACUCAACGUGGUGAGAGUCAAUCCUAUCAAACCAGCUCCUGCUUUGGCAACAAAAGGGUUUGACACCGAGAGGUGUUCAGCUAAGAGAUCUCGGACAGAUGAGGACGGGGAGACCAGCUGUUCCUCAGCCCUCUCAUCAGGAAGUGUAGCACCACAGCCAGCAGAGGGCAGCAACAGCAAGGAGCAACAUCUCAGAGAUGGAGACGACCGCGAUGGAUCAACCAGCUACGUUGUUGAGAGAAUAGCUUCAGUUCUUAACGUAGCAGAUGCAUAUGUCCUGGACAUUGACUUGGAUUUCUUCUCCUGUAAAAAUCCCUUUAAGGAGUUGUACACAGAGGAAGAAUAUUCCAUUCUUAAGGAGCUCUACAACUUUAGAGGGCCCAGUCUCUGUGCUGAUGAGGAAGAGCUUGAAGAGUGUGUAGAUCAUCGCGUACGUCAGCUAGAAGACCUAGAAGCCACGUUUGCUGAUCUGCUGGAGGACGAUGGAGAGGAGGCAGUGGCACGCUGGGCCAGUAACCCGGGCAUGUCUUCUUUGUCCCAACUGGUGUCCAGUUUGAAGGCUAGACAUGCGUGUCCCGACUAUGAAAUGGUCCACCAGGCGGGUCUAACCUGUGACUCGAUGGAGCUUCCGCACCACAUCAGCUCUGAUGAUGAGAUUGAUGGACUCAUUCUGGCUGUGCAGCUUUUUCUGAAGGCUCUGCCCACACCCACACUUGUGACCAUGUCCAGGUCCAGUCUGGAUGAGUACUGCCCAGCUGAGCAGGUGGAUUCAGUCCAGAGUCGAGUUCUGGCUGUCCUGGAGGGCCUGUAUGGUCUGCUGUCUGUGUAUGAAGACUAUAAAGGCAACAGCAAAGAAACCCUAGACCCUCCAACAAAAACAGAUUCAACUGUGUGAACGUGUGUGAUCUUGCUGCUGUGGGAUGCGCUCUAUGCAUCUGCGUGUUGAGUGUAGGUAGGAACAAUCCUGAACACGACACGUUCACUCGCUGAAUGUCAACUCUGUGUUUUAAAUGUUCUGUAUGAAGGAGCAGCGUUUUAUUUCUGAAACAAAUCUUAGUCUCAGUUUGUCAGGUUGGGAUGAGGAUUAUAUCCUAAUUUGUUUCCAUCUGGAGUCACUGAGCUGGACAAACACAUAGAAACCAGUUAAAAAAGUCUGAUCGCGGUCGUUUGUCGCCUCUUGUGUGUCGAGCCCAUUAAUGUAAAAAAGAAACUCUAAAUAAACUAUGUUCACAUCCAGAAUCGAAUCCAGGUCUUCUGCAUGAGAGUCCGACGUCUUACUAGGUGAGCUAAAGCACCAGUGACAUAUUUUGUAUCUGUAACAUUUAUAUCCUUGAUGACAGCUGAAACAACGUUCAAAGAACGGUUCGGAGUGAAAAUGGCUAUUUUGUUGCUAAUUAGCAGGAAAUAUCUAGAAGAAAGUUCUACAGAAAGUAGCUAAGGGUCCUCAGAAAUGUAGCUAGCUUUGUCACUAGGCGUUAGGAACAGCGACAAAGUGGCACUGCCUCUCUCUCUGCUGCUAAAGCUACGGAUAGCAAAUGCUACGGGCGAUGCCUGAGCGUGAACGCGCAUGAAGCAGCCUGCUCGACCCGAGCAUCUCUCUUUUUCUGUGAUUUUACAGAAAAACAGGCAAUCACAGUAAAAAUGCCAGGGCUCAUUCUACAGGACCAGGGCAUUGCAGGAGAAUGUAUGAAGAAGACAUUUAUUAUUUCUACACAUGUUUUGGCUGUCACACUUCCAUAAUGCCCCUUUAAAUACAAAGUUACUCUUCAUAGAUCCAAACAAAAGCACAGAUUUCAGCUUCCUCCACAAGUAAUUAGAAGUAAUUAGAAUAAAAAUAUUAAAUCUGGUCCAAAGCUAAUCUUGUUUUCAUCAGCUGUGGUAAUUAAAGGCGACAGCUUUACUUCUACAUGAUGACUGAUGGGAUCUAAAAAACUAACAGGCUACAGGAGGUUUAUAAACAGGUUUUAUUGCAUCUUUUAAAGGAUCAUUUGACUUUAAGUGUAGUUUUACCACUCGAGUAUUUUUCAGUGUCCGCUGUUGUUUGUGUUUGGUGUUACUUUUCCACUCAUCUCCAGCUUGAUUGCUUUACCACAAGCAGAAAUUUGUAUUGUAGAUAAUAGUCAUUUUUUAUAUGUAUUCAGAUUAAAAGAAUUUAAAAGCA
Messenger RNA from Nothobranchius furzeri (turquoise killifish), 2783 nucleotides. It is a transcript of the gene c11h5orf22, whose product is annotated as chromosome 11 C5orf22 homolog. The record is from RefSeq and is a predicted model, not a curated record. Lineage: Eukaryota; Metazoa; Chordata; Actinopteri; Cyprinodontiformes; Nothobranchiidae.